AUGGUUUGGGACAAUGUCUGCAUAGAGACUGAGGAAGGGAUUAAGCACUGCAAAUUGAUUGCUGUGCAUGCUGGUUUGGAGAAAGGUAAAGGAGUAGAAGAGCAGCUGAAAUUUCUGAAAGCGAAGGACACGAGGAUUCCUAAAGUGGAAGCUCUUAGCGGAAGGAAAUCAGUAUGGGACAUUCCAGAGGAAUUGACUAAAAGUCCAACUAUUGUAGUAAGUGGUCACCAUGCAAAGCUUCACAUUGAAGGCCUUAGGUUGAUCAUUGAUCAAGGAGGUGGACUAGAAGAAAAUCCGGUAGCUGCAGUUGUGCUACCAUCAAUGAAGAUUGGUCGUGAUACUGAUGAUUUGGCAUUGGUAAGAAUAAUAGAGUAG
This is a messenger RNA of Ilex paraguariensis (yerba mate), 375 nucleotides long. Lineage: Eukaryota; Viridiplantae; Streptophyta; Magnoliopsida; Aquifoliales; Aquifoliaceae. The record is from the annotation of a GenBank genome assembly.